This is a messenger RNA of Epithele typhae, 477 nucleotides long. RefSeq lists its product as uncharacterized. Gene Ontology annotation, cellular component: mitochondrial inner membrane. Bases 1 to 477 code for a protein of 158 amino acids. The record is from RefSeq and is a predicted model, not a curated record. The transcript has 2 exons. Gene Ontology annotation, biological process: mitochondrial respiratory chain complex IV assembly. Lineage: Eukaryota; Fungi; Basidiomycota; Agaricomycetes; Polyporales; Epitheliaceae.
AUGGAGGAGACGCAGUACGUCAAUGCCAAAGCUGCCCGCGCGUCCUACCGUCCGAACAACUUGAUGUCCCCGGGCCUCAAGCGUGCGCGCGAGCCUUUCCGGCUGCGCAACGCCCUCACCGGCCUCUUGCUCACCGGCUUCGCCGUCGGCGUGUACGCCUACUCGAUGAGCGCGGUCAAGCAGGACGUAUUCGACGAUGUGGACGAGGAGGCGCGCGUCCUCCUCGCUGGCUCAAGAGCCCAGGACGCGGCGGGAGGAGAGGGCUCCGCGGUAGCGGCCGCCGCUCCCAAAGAGACCCCAUCGUCACCAAAAUCUAUCCCCUCUCCCCCUGCGAUCGUCGGGAAGAAGCGAGGGGUGCUCUAUGCGUGGCUCGGGGACCGUCAUCCACGGAUAUUGGAUCCAAGCACCGGGAGCUUCCUCUGGGGCGCGCCCCCGGUGGACAACAUCGGGUGGCUUGGGGAAAGGCGCGGCGAGUAG